AUGCGCAAGGAACAAGUAGCCAGGCAGACAGCGUUCUUACGCCCUCGAAGUCAUGCGCCCGUAGUUUCUCCUGAGGCCCAGCGUCAGGCUUCUCGCGAGUGGCGCGACAAGGUGAUUUCGGAGAUGGGUGCGGUGAAAGAUGUCGUACGCGCAUCGGAGCUUGCAGAAACGGAGGCGCAGAGCCGCAUUAACGAAAAUUGGAAGGCGUGGAUGUAUACACAUGUCGAACAGCGGAAAACCGUUGCGGAGCAAAACACGUUUGCAAUGCUAUCUGAAGCUGGUAUGGAAGCGUCAGGUUUGAAAUCGUCAAAGUUGGAAUAAUUUGUGAUGCAUAAAAUGCGACACAGAAAGUGACUCUAUUGCAGAGGACCCACGGGAGGUAGAUUAUAGUCCUGGUAAGGGUCAAAAGUUGGACUGCUAACUAGCAUGACAGAAGGCAGCUCUUUUGCCCUAAACCGCAUGACAGACUCGCUUCCGGGACCGGGAAGAUUUGUCAUGCACCGACUACAAACUGUAGGUCUAACCGGUAUGCGUUUUAUGCAUGACAAACUAUUUCAACUUUGACGAUUUCAAACCUGACACAUCCAUAGCUGGCCUUGAGCUUUUAGAGGAGCCGGAGCGGUACAUGCAGGAAGGCGCGCUCGAGUAUGUCGCUGUCAUCGACCUACUGACAAAGAAUCAUAGCCGCCAAACUGUGCCUACCCCGGAGCAGCUGGUAGCAAAUCUGGAGUUGGUGUGGCGUUUCUAUUGGUUUUCCAGCGCGGCGCCAUUGCACGCGCGACCUACCACGGGGCAGCCCCGCUUCCAUGUUUUACAGUUGGAAGCGGCCGCGGCAACAGCCCUCGAAAUUCAGACGCUGACUCAAGGCACUGCUUUUGAUCCGCGGCUGGUCACUCUGCUUCGGGAUUUCUUCGAGGCAGCCCAGAUCGCUACGUAUUUGGCGGAAGAAGCAGAGCUGGCCAGGUUCUUUGAAUUUGACAAGACCUCCUCCGAAGCGACAUUAUCAAAUGCAAAAAUGUCUGGGUCUGGAAGGUGGCAGCUUGUCAUGGUAAAUCUGAAGCAUGCAAAAAUCUGUGUUGCAUGAGUGCCAAAAGCUGUCCACUUUUGACCAACAUGGAAGGGAGUUUCUCAUGCAGGAUAGGCAUGGCAGAGACCUCGCAGAUUCUGUCAUGCUAAAUCCCACAUUCCAUUUCGUUCUUUCCAGACCUCAUGGGUUAAGGUUAUGGAAAAUCUGCUGCGUGACAAGUUUACACUUUUCCAGACCCAGACACUUUUGCACUUGAUAGACAACAUGGACGCGCGACGAAGUUUGGGAGGCGGCGCGCGGGAUGCUGGACGAUUGGUUUGGCCAGCAAGAUACUGAUACUGAGCAUCCUGAUACAAAAAAAGUAAAUGUAGAAAAUGGCGCUUCGUCGCAUAAUGAUAAUAUGAAGCAACUGCGACGAGAGAUGUUGCAGCGAGCUAUCAUCAGCGGCCAACGCAGUCGGAAGCAGCUGCCAAAAAGGAGAAAGAGACCAGAAGGGGAAACUUUAUCUCGGGAGGACGUCGCAAAAAUGGGAGCAGCUCCAAAAACUGUACCUACGCCACACGUCAACACCGCAACUCCUGUCGCGCCCCCCGUGGUAGAAGCAGAGAGGUGUGGCAGGAGCUUCUGCUGGACCCGAUCCAGAAGGUCCUACCGCUUUCCGAAUAUCGGAGAACUACGCGAGCGGGGUGAAGCAGCGGGCCUGGUGAGUAGGGGCGCAUGCGCCACGAGGACUGGCGCCGCUGACCCUGCAGCUAAGGCAAUAGCAACGCGUCUUCUUGCUAGAGCCCUCGAAGCUGUGUGGAUGCGAGUGCGCUUGGAGGAACGCAUGGCGGUGGAUGUCAGCGAAGUGUUUCGCAUUGCCAUGCCGAACAAAAACGAGACUGAGUACGGGGCCGACUACAAAACUGUGCUGGACGAGGCGCGCAAGGAAGUGCUGAACUCUGACUACUCCGACGCGCAGUGGAGCUUUACCACCUAUAGCGUCAAAGGACCGGGAAUACAACUACUAUCAACCACGACAACACCAACAGCAACUGCCACAGGAACAAGGCCCGCCACUUCAGGGAAGAGCAAGAAAGAAGAUGAAGGCGAGCUAUAUUCCUGCCAGGAGGUGGACAGAAACAAAAUUUAUUCGCUAAAAACGAGGCAAAGAGAGGGGGCGCAGAACUACUUGAUGCCCAAAAGCACCCUGGCGCGGUAUGCCAUUCUCUCGCGGCUCCCCCCCUCCAUGCACGACGCUUGCCAGCACUUUUUGGAAAACAAAGCCGACCAAGUCGAACGCAUCAGGGCCGGCAAGGAAGAAGCAGAUCUUCGUGAAGAUGUGCUCUACUCGCGGGGGCCACCUCCGCCUCCGCCUGCUGCCAAUACUACACGACCAGGUUUCCGAAGGGUGCAGCAAGUCGUCGCCGACUCGGAUUCUGACCUGCUUCCUGAAGCAGAAGAGGAAGAUCCUCUUCUGGACCACGACGAAUAUUUUUCCAGCGAAAGCAGCGGCACGAGCAGCACGGCCGGAGAACAACAUCAGGAGCCUGAUCUUGUUUAUGUUUCCCCUCCAGCGGUGCCAGAAGAAGAGAUCCGGCUAUUCAGAUCCGCGCACGACGAAAAAUACAUCAGAGCCGCGGGCGCCGUGGUGGAACAGCAGAAGCGCGCUACGCAUUGCAAAUAAGUCUUUAAGGUGUGUAUGGUUCUACUCAGAAGUCGUCCUACCUGUGAAGUAGUGGGCGAACCGUUACAGUUGAAUUUCUAUGCAUGAUGUCGUGUCUAUUCAUCGACAUUAUCCGUUGUUGUAGUCGUGGUCGUGGUGGAGCAUAGAGCUUUUAGUAUUGGUUUUUCUCGAUAAACCUAAGUGUUGGCCUAAGUGAAUCCUAAGUAAAACCGAAGUAAUCCCGAAGUCUUUUUCCGGACUCGUGGGCGACGCAGAACCGCGGGAAAGUGGACCUUAAGAGGGCUCCAGCGGAAAGGAAAAUCCCGUGGAAGCAAAACAAGUUGGGGCGUAUCGGCGCGGUGCAGGUACGUUCCGGCGCGCAAGAUUAUUGGGACCUGCUUAAAGGGAAAAAAAUGACAAGCGGCGUCCUGUUUGGCCGCGCAAAGCAGGGAAAAAUGCCGCCGGGACAUAAAAAAAAAGCCGGGGCACGAAAAAACUCGCGAAACUAGCCAAAAAACAAAAGGCGUGCGCAGCGUGGAAGGUGCUCCGCGCGGCUUUGUGGGCGGCCGCCGGAGCUUGUGGGUGCGCCGCGCGCUGCCCCGCCGGUGCCCCCGGCGCUUCCCGCCUGGAAGCCAUUCUGUGCCGCUUUUUUGUGUCGAAAAUUAAUAGCAAAAAAGGUCGCAAACUGAAGAAAAAAAUUUGCAAACUGAGGAAAAAAGGUCGCAAACUGAAGAAGAAAAGCCGCAAAGUGAAGAAAAAAAGUCGCAAAGUGAAGAAAAAAAGUCGCAAACCGAAGAAAAAGGCGGGGGCGGAAGGGCGCAAGUUACGGGGGCGCCUGCCGGGCGGCCUCGACAAGAGCCCGCGGACGCCGCCGCCACCGGGCCCCGCCCCCGGGGGGCGCCGGGGCCUAUUCAUCGACAUUAUCCGUUGUUGUAGUCGUGGUCGUGGUGGAGCAUAGAGCUUGUUAGAGCGCAUCAGAUCUUCUUCAUCACGCCGAUGUGCGAAUCAGAACAAAGGAAGGCCUCGCUUUUCGUUGUCGCUGUUGCUCUUUCGCACAAUCUUCAUUAUAUGCAAAACAAUUUAUACACGAGGACUACUAACUUCUUGCAGCGGCGCAUCUACAUCACAGGACGAAAGGCGGGCAUGCAAGACAGGCAUUUUUACUUCAUGAUCCAAGUCCAUAGCCAUACAUAUUUGCAAUGCAUACCCGUCCGACUUUUGUUCAAGGAGGCCGAUGCCUUGCUUCGGGAUUUGUCCAAUUUUGCUCAAGGGUGAACGUGGAGUCCCAUUGGGGAAGCGGAAGUGGAAGCUGCAGACCCUGACGACCCAACACAAAAAUGAUAUACAGUUGUAAACAAAAAUAUUAAUCCCGCUCUCGUACCCCUUUGCAUCAAGGCGGUAAGUACGCUACACCACUGCAUUUUUAUUCGGGAGCGCUAUUAGAAUGAACAAUGAAACUACUGCGCUACGCUCAAAUGAUGAACUUUUGCGUUUUGUUGCUGAUUUUCUAGAGAGCUUACAGGAGGAGCAGGAGCUAGGCUACUGUGUGAGUGCUCAGACCACCUUUGUUUUUGAUGUCGCAGUGCACGCUGCUCCCCCCGGGGCAGGAGUUUGAUGAUGAUGAUGAUGAUGUUGCAAAACGGUGCAUAAUUCGGAUGAAUGAAUAAGUUUUCAGAAAAAUUAAGCUGCGCGAAGAUAGAAGUUCGUUGUAGGACGAUUCAGCACUUCUAAAAAUUAACAUUUGUGUACCAUUUUAGGACUUUACCAUUUUAGGAAGUAGCUCUUCAUAUUUUUGUGAGCAUCAUCUCUGCCGCCGCAAGGAACUCUCCGCGGUUUUUGGACGAAUAAAAAAGAUAGAUUCCAAGGUCAAGAAAUAAACGAGAAGCACUCAACGGAAAAAAAGUAAAAAUGAAGUGUUAGACGAACGUGUCCGUUUACGACAAAUUGAAAUUAAAACAGAACUAGAAAUCCCGUUCUAGAAGUACCUCAACCCUCUAUGCUGAAGAGAAGAUCCUGCCUCUAUGCUGAACAACAAACCACUCGUCCGGAGGUCACAUUCUCGUUGUAAAAUGCAAGAGUAGAAAAUCAUGACACCACCUUCGCAGAAGCGAGACGAGGGCGAAGGGCCAAAUCGAAGAACACAAGACCAAGAGGUAGUUGUGAUUGGCAACCGAUACUAGAAGAACAAGAAGCCUGUUCAUCAAUACAACAAGGCCCUCCAUUUUUCUGGCUUCCUGUUGUUGUCAAACUAAGUUUGUUUUUGUGCAUCUGGGUUCUACUGUCAUCUACAUCAAUUAUGUCGGUCCAGUAGAAAGAGAACAAGGUCCACUCAAC
Molecule: messenger RNA, 5006 nt
Organism: Amoebophrya sp. A120
Lineage: Eukaryota; Dinophyceae; Syndiniales; Amoebophryaceae
Source: the annotation of a GenBank genome assembly